UAUCGUUAAAUACAGUUUUAAAAUUAUUUCAUAUCUUUUAUAAUUAAAAGUGUAAAGAAAUUGCACAUCAUUUAAUUUAAACUGUUAAUCUAAUAUCUGAAAUAUUAAACGAUGAGCAGAUGAUAUCGAACAGCUAAUCGGUUUUAUUUUACUGUACAAUAUGACAAAACACAAAGAAAUAUCAAACGCCCAUCAUCGCCCCUCUCACAUCCUGCUUGGCGAAUUUUCGCACAAUGGCAUUCGGUAUAAAAGCGGCAUCAGCUGACCAGUAAGACAUCACUCAGCGUGCAGUUUUCCAGCAAAGUGCAUCCUCCUUCUACAACCAUCCUUCAACAAUGGCUUCCAAAUUCGUCCUGAUCGUCGCUUCUCUGGCCUGUGUUAGCGCCGGAUACAUCCCGAAUGACGCUUCCCAUCUGUCCUAUGCUCCGGCAGCUGUCAGCUACUCCAACGUCGUCAAGCAUGUGGCUCCGGCAGUGAGCAAGACCAUCCUUCAAGAACCACAACUAUACCACGGAUAUGCUCAGGCUGCUCCAUCGAUCGUACUCAGCAAGCCUCUGGCACUCACCAAUCCUCUCCCAACCCUGUCCUAUGCUGCUCCUCAAUCUCUGUACCAGGCUCCGGCUCUGGUGAAGAACAUCGAGUACUCGAAGCCAUUGUCGUAUGGUCCAAUUGCCAAGACCGUCAUUGCUGAGCCCGCCUUCACCAAGACCAUCAUUGCUGAGCCAACAUACGCCAAGACCAUCGUGUCGGAGCCAACGUACGCCAAGACCAUCAUUGCUGAGCCAACGUAUGCCAAGACCAUCGUUUCCGAACCAAUCUACACGAAGAAUGUGUUCGCUGAGCCCAUCUAUCCGGCAAAGGCUUUGAUCGCUGAGCCAGUGUACGGCAAGAGCAUUAUCGCCCAGCCAGCUCCGUUCUAUGGUGGAAAGGUGCUGUCUUAUGGACAAAACCUCGCCUACGGAGGCAUUUCCGCCCAUGGAUGGUAAUAAUGUGUAUUGCUUGUGAUUGUUAUUGUGAUAUUAUUCUAAAUUGUGCAUGAUCUGACAUCUGAAUAAAAUAACUUUACUUUAAGUUACUGCUUGUGUACUACAAUCCCUUGUCUAUACUUAUUUAUAACUAUAUUAAUUUAGUUUUGCACUUAUUUACUUUAUUUACUAUUUUUAUAAUCAUUUUUGUAUAAUAUUUUAUUUAUUGAUUCAUUCGUUGAUUAAUUAUUAAAUUAAAAUGUUUAUUUUAAACUUCCAAGAACUGGAUUGGAAUUAUUAUUAGGUUUUUAGUUGUUUGGAUGUGUCUUCUCUUUAAUUUCUUUAUUGUUGUUGAUUGAUUUGCUUAUAUUUUUAGAAAUACUUCAAAAUGAUCUCAUGAUAAAUGAC
Messenger RNA from Anopheles funestus (African malaria mosquito), 1373 nucleotides. Its product is annotated as adhesive plaque matrix protein-like. NCBI's taxonomy places the organism in Eukaryota, Metazoa, Arthropoda, Insecta, Diptera, Culicidae. The transcript is spliced from 2 exons. Bases 336 to 986 code for a protein of 216 amino acids. The record is from RefSeq and is a predicted model, not a curated record.